This is a messenger RNA of Oryzias latipes (Japanese medaka), 1452 nucleotides long. RefSeq names its product GTPase IMAP family member 7. Gene Ontology annotation, molecular function: GTP binding. NCBI's taxonomy places the organism in Eukaryota, Metazoa, Chordata, Actinopteri, Beloniformes, Adrianichthyidae. The record is from RefSeq and is a predicted model, not a curated record.
UUAUUUUUUGUCGCAUUUCUUUUUAAUUAAUUUUUUUAACGGCUUUAUAAGGUGCGUCAUCCAUGCAGUGUGGCUCCUUGGACAGCAGCUGCGCAUUCAUGCGCUCUGAGCUUUGCUAGAUUUGCAAUCAUUUUAACGCACAGAGGCAUAUCUGAACAUAUAGAAUUCAUAGACGGAGUUUCCUCCACCUGAAAAUCAAAAAUCAACAUAAGUCAGAGUUUUUUUUUCUAACAGGAUGUCCUCUGUAACUGCUGAGUCACCUGAAGUCAGUGAAGCAUCAGCAUUCACAGAAGAUGCUGAACCACUGAGGAUCAUUCUACUGGGCAGGACAGGCACGGGCAGAAGCUCUUCAGGGAACACCAUCCUGGGCAGAUCUGCAUUCUGGGUGGAGGCUUCUCCUCGCUCCAUCACCUUGAGGUGCAGAAGACAGACUGGGGAAGCAGGUGGGCGAACUGUGUCCGUCAUCGACACCCCUGGGUUCCUCCACACUCACCUGUCUCCUGAAGAAGUGAUGUCAGAGGUGGGCCUGUGCGUCUCCCUGUACCCUCCAGGACCUCACGUCUUCUUGGUGACUCUGCAGGUUGGAAGGUUUACUCAGCAGGAAAUAGAGACCUUUGAAUGGAUAAAGUCCAGGUUUGGGCCGGAAGUCUUCAGGUUCACCGUUGUGCUGUUCACUUGGGGGGACCAUCUGCAGGGAAAAAGUAUUGAGGACUUCCUGGAGGAGAGUCAGGAGCUCCAGGAGUUUGUGAACAGCUGCUAUGGAGGGUACCACAUCUUUGAUAAUAGUGAGACAAUGGAUGCCUCUCAAGUCACUAAGCUUUUGAAGAAGAUAGACAAAGUUGUGGCGGAGACUGAAGGUUUCUACAACAUUGAGAUGUUUAAUGAAGCUGAGAGGACCUUAAAGGAUGCACAGGUGAAAAUCCUGGGAGGACGACACAGAGUGGCGUCAUCUCCAAAAACAGAUGAGCACGACGCAGACUAUGAGAAGAGGAAAAAAGAGGAAGAGGAGGCUAGGAAGAGAGAGGAGCGGCUCUUCUGGUGUGAGCUGGUGUCCGCGCUAGGAAGAGGUGCUGCGGAGGGGGCGGGGUUAACAGGGAAGGACAAAGGAAAGGCGGGAAAGAAGGUGAAGGUGAUGGAGAAGGCAGCAGCUCUGGCUGCAUCCCCGCUUUCCAUCAAGUCUGCAGCCAAGGUGGUGGGAGGAGCAGUGAGAGAAGGAAGUAAAGUGAUAGUAAAGCACAAAAAAACCUUUUUGCACUGAUACCUUCCAGAGAACAAACUUCACAACACAUGUGGAAGAAAAAAAUAACUUGACAGUUUUUUUUAUUUAGUUUUAACACAGAGUCUACAAAUCUGUACAUCAGCACUUUAAAGAGAAUGCUGUGAAAAUACAACAGACUUGUGUGCGAGAUUUGCACGAAGAUGAAUCUGCUUCAGAUCCCAGAAAAAAAAAAA